Molecule: messenger RNA, 6522 nt
Organism: Cucumis melo (muskmelon)
Lineage: Eukaryota; Viridiplantae; Streptophyta; Magnoliopsida; Cucurbitales; Cucurbitaceae
Biological process (GO): DNA integration
Molecular function (GO): nucleic acid binding; RNA-DNA hybrid ribonuclease activity
Source: RefSeq, a predicted model, not a curated record
AUGGAUGAGCAAACCAAUGAUCAAGUUCAAGCAGUUCGUCAAGACGUUGAAGGUCUGAAGGAUCAAUUGGCAAAAAUCCUAGAAUUGCUCACCACCGGAAGAGGAAAGAGUGUUGCGGGGACUUCAUCACAAGUGGAAGUGGAUCUGAAUCAGGUACUGGAGGACAUGCCUGCAUAUCCUCCGGGUUUCACUCCUCAAAGGUCAUCUAGUCCACGCAUGGGGGAUAUAACAUAUCCUACAUCAUUUCCCGCGCCAAAUCCUAACACAACCACCCAACAAGCAGCUCAUGCAAACAAUCCUAUAUCUACUCCAAUUAUGGAAGGUAGUAAGAAAAUUUCAGAAGAGCAGGGUAGUAGGAGAAGACUGGAAUUUCUAGAAGAAAGACUGCGCGUCAUUGAAGGUGCAGACAUGUACGGGAGUAUCGACGCAACACAACUAUGUUUGAUAUCAGAUGUGGUGAUCCCUCCCAAAUUCAAGACUCCAGAUUUUGAGAAAUACAAUGGAACCUCAUGUCCAAAAAGCCACCUAGUUAUGUACUGUCGGAAAAUGUCAGCUUAUGCUCAUGAUGAUAAAUUGUUGAUUCAUUGCUUCCAAGACAGCUUAGUUGGCCCGGCUUCUCGUUGGUACAUGCAAUUGGAUGGUUCACAAGUGCAUAGGUGGAAGGAUCUUGCUGAUUCUUUUUUAAAACAAUAUAAGUACAACAUUGAUAUGGCGCCCGAUCGUCUAGACCUUUAGAGAAUGGAAAUAAAGAAUGUUGAAACUUUUAAGGAAUAUGCACAGCGAUGGAGAGAGUUAGCUGCACAAGUGCAACCUCCCCUGACUGACAAAGAAUUGACAGCUAUGUUCAUAAACACUCUUCGGGCCCCAUACUAUGAUAGAAUGGUUGGAAGUGCUUCAACUAAUUUCUCGGACGUCAUAAUCAUUGGGGAAAGGAUUGAAUUUGGAGUGAAGAAUGGAAGGAUCUCUGAUCCCGCUUCAGAAACAAGAAGAGUGAUGACCCCAAAGAAAAAAGAAGGAGAAGUACACGAGUUGAGUUCGACUCAAAGAGUAGCAACACGUGUAUCCUCACCAAUUGUGGGGCAGACAAAUUUCUCUCCUAGUUAUCAGAAUGGAGGUCAAAGCCCAUUUGGUCAGUCAACUCAGAGAAAUAUAAGGAACAAUUGGAAGCAAACCCGUUUUGAUCCUAUACCUAUGUCGUACACGGAACUUUUGCCUCAACUUAUAAAGAGUCAUCAAGUGGCUAUUGUACCACAAGAGCCUCUGCAACCACCAUAUCCUAAGUGGUAUGACCCCAACGCAAAAUGUGAAUAUCAUGCUGGGGCAGUUGGGCAUUCUACGGAGAAUUGUUUUCCUUUGAAAGCUAAAGUGCAAAGUCUAGUUAAAGCCGGUUGGUUAAGGUUCAAGAAGACAGGGGAAGAGCCUGAUGUCAACCAGAACCCUUUACCAAAUCAUGAGGGUCCCUCCAUAAAUGCAGUUGACACGUUCAUGCAAAGACAUAAGAAUAAGGUGAGCGAUGUAGCUACUUCAAUGAAAACGCUUUUCCAAAUCCUCCAUGGAUCUGGAUAUUUGUCACCAAGGUUUAACAAUGAUGAUAGAAAGAAGAUUGGAUGCACCAACAAUGAGCAGUGUUUAUUCCAUCCAGAGACAAAUGACCAUUCCAUUGAGGACUGUUGUGAGUUCAAGAAUGAGGUGCAAAAGCUGAUGAACUCAAAGAUUCUCUUGAUAGGACAGAUGAGCAUGCAGGAAAUCGAGGUUAAUAUGAUCACUAAUGCUUCAUCUAAUGAGAAAACUUCAAAUGAGACGACAUUUAUGUGGAAACCAUUAGUCAUUCAUUACGAAGAGAAGUCGAGUAUUAUGUCUUAUAUCCAAAAACCUAAAGCAAUGACAGUUGAAAUACCAGGUCCUUUUGCUUAUAAGGAUAACCAUGCCGUUCCAUGGAAAUAUGAAUGUCAGUUCAUCACGGACAAUGUCGUUUCUGCAACAGUCGGAGGAAUAACGCGUAGUGGAAGGUGUUAUACACUAGAUAAUUUAAAAGAUGUCUCUAAGGAGGAUGAAGUUCGACGACGUAAAGGAAAAGCUAUAGAAAUGGCAUGUGAAGAUGAUCUAAAUGAUCUGAGCAAGGUUUUUACUGAAAAGAACACAUUAGUUGAGAAAGAGACAGAUCACGAAGUUGUCUCCAAAGAAGAAGCCUGUGAAUUUUUGAAGUUAAUUAAGCAGAGUGAAUAUAAAGUGAUUGAACAAUUACAUCGUACCUCUGCUCGUAUAUCGAUGUUGUCAUUAUUCAUGUACUCUGAACCGCAUCGUAAGGUUUUGUUGGAUAUCUUAAAUAGAGCCCAUGUAGGACAUGAUAUUUCAGUGAAUGCACUUAGUGAAAUCGUGGAAAAUAUAACUGCUACAAAUUGCAUUUCCUUUACAGAUGAAGAAAUUCCCCCUGAAGGUACUGGACAUACUAAGGCAUUACACAUAUCUGUGAAGUGUAAGGACCAUCACGUGGCGAGGGUUCUGGUAGAUAAUGGUUCAUCUUUAAAUAUAAUGUCGAGAUCCACGUUGAUGAAACUCCCCAUAGAUCCAUCGUACCUAAGACCAAGUACUAUGGUUGUAAGAGCCUUUGACGGUGCACGUAGAGAAGUAAUCGAGGAUAUAGAUAUCCCAUUAAAAAUUGGGCCUUCCACUUUCAACAUUUCAUUCCAAGUAAUGGAUAUAAAUUCCUCAUACAGUUGUCUACUGGGACGACCUUGGAUUCAUUCAGUAGGGGCAGUCCCAUCUUCACUACACCAAAGGUUGAAAUUUAGUGUAGAAGGUGGUCAAGCUAUUGUUUAUGGAGAAGAGGACAUGUUUGUAACAAAAACAUCAGUACUUCCUUAUGUUGAAGCAACGGAAGAAGCUCUGGAAUGUUCUUAUAGAUCGUUUGAAAUUGCUAAUGCUACUAUAUUUCCGACAGAAGAUUUGAGCAUGGACCGUUAUGUGUCUAAGACAUCUCUAAUGAUUGCAAAGACAAUGAUCAAAAGUGUUGUCUCCGAGAAUACUAGUCCGCCUCAUCCUUUGGUUCAUAAGUGUCCGCCAGGAUUUGAGUUGAACAAUUGGGAGAUCAAGAAGACAUUGAAAGUCACUAAGGGAUCGCAAAAGAACACCAGAGUGGAAGGUGACGUUGAUGACGCUGUUGAUUUCGAAGUUCCAAUUUGUAAUCUUGAGCAAAAUAUUGGAGAGGGUGAAUCUGAUAUAUCACCUGAAUUACUAAGAUUGAUAGAGCAAGAAGAAAAGAAGACUAUGCCAUAUCAAGAAACUUUGAAGGUUAUUAAUUUGGGAACACCGGAAGAAGUGAAAGAAGUGCGAAUUGGCACUUUGGCCUCGGAGCAAGAUCAAUCAGAGCUGGUGGCCCUACUUCACGAGUUUAAAGAUAUAUUUGCAUGGUCUUACCAGGAUAUGCCCGGUUUGGAUACAGAAAUUGUAACACAUCAAUUACCACUCAAACCAGAAUGUAAGCUUAUACGGCAAAAGCUUCGCAAAUUGAAACCUAAAACGUUGAUAAAGAUCAAGGAGGAAGUUAAAAAGCAGUUUGAUGCUGGAUUCUUAGCAGUAGCAAAAUACCCAAUUUGGGUUGCAAAUAUUGUCCCAGUUCCAAAGAAAGACGGGAAGGUUAGAAUGUGCGUAGACUAUAGAGAUCUUAAUCGAGCAAGUCCUAAAGACAACUUUCCUCUUCCUCACAUCGACGUGUUGGUAGAUAAUGCCGGUUUUUCCACCUUCUCAUUUAUGGAUGGAUUUUCAGGAUACAACCAGAUCAAAAUGGCUCCAGAAGAUCAAGAAAAAACGACAUUCAUCACCUUGUGGGGAACGUUCUGCUAUAAAGUAAUGCGUUUUGGGUUAAAAAAUGCAGGAGCAAUUUAUCAGAGAGCGAUGGUUACAUUAUUCCAUGACUUGAUGCAUAAAGAAAUUGAAGUUUAUGUUGAUGAUAUGAUUGCCAAGUCCAGACUCGAAGAAAAGCAUGUGGUUACCCUUCGUAAGCUUUUUGAACGUUUGCGAAAGUUCCAAUUAAAGUUGAAUCCAGCAAAAUGCAUAUUUGGAGUUGCUUCUGGGAAGUUAUUGGGUUUCAUUGUUAGUCGUGAAGGCAUCAAGGUGGACCCAGACAAAAUCAAGGCUAUAGUUGACUUAAGGCCACCAAAAACACAAAAGGAGGUUAGAAGUUUUUUAGGAAGGUUGAAUUACAUUGCAAGAUUUAUUUCAUACCUUACUCAAACUUGUGAGCCAAUUUUAAAAUUGCUUCGAAAAAAUGAGAUUUGUCAUUGGAAUGAAGAUUGCCAAAAAGCUUUUGACAAGAUCAAAGACUACUUGCAAAGCCCUCCUAUCCUCGUUCCGCCAACUCCAGGACGACCUUUGAUCUUAUACUUGACAGUGAAGGAGGGGUCAAUGGGAUGUGUGCUGGGACAACAUGACUCUACUGGAAAGAAAGAGCAAGCUGUCUAUUAUUUGAGCAAGAAGUUCACGAAUUAUGAAUCAAAAUACUCAUUGUUGGAAAAAACAUGUUGUGCUUUAGCAUGGACGACUCAAAGAUUAAGACAGUAUAUGUUAUACUAUACUACAUGGCUUAUUUCAAAAAUGGAUCCUAUAAAAUACAUUUUUUAAAAGCCAUCCUUAUCAGGAAGGAUAGCUAAGUGGCAAGUGUUGUUAUCAGAGUUUGAUAUCGUUUACAUUACUAGAAAGGCCAUAAAGGGUAGUGUGAUUGCUGAUUGCUUAACGGAGUUACCAAUUGAGGACUAUGAGCCCAUGAAGUUUGAUUUUCCAGAUGAAGAUAUCAUGGCAUUAGUAAAUACAUCAUCGAAUACAUGGACAAUGAUGUUUGAUGGAGCCACGAACGAAAUAGGGCACGGUGUGGGAGCAAUUUUGAUGUCCCCCGAUGGGAAGUGGUACCCUUUAACUGCUAAGUUAUAUUUCGAUUGCACCAAUAACAUGGCUGAGUAUGAGGCAUGUAGUAUGGGAGUGCGAAUGGCAUACGAGAUGAAAGUAAAAAAAUUACGAGUCCUUGGGGACUCCCUGUUGGUUGUACAUCAGCUGAAUGGGGAAUGGGAGACAAGGGAUGCUAAAUUGAUCCCUUAUAACGAUUAUAUUCGCACAAUAGCGCAAACUUUUUAUUCAAUAACUUUUGAACACGUCCCACGCGAAAGCAAUCAGGUUGCAGAUGCAUUAGCCACUUUUUCUGCCAUGUUUAAUGUAGCUUACAGUGAAGAAGUUCAACCCAUAAGGAUGGAGAAGUAUAAGACACCAUCCUAUUGUAUGAGCCUCGAGCGGGAACCUGACGGUAAAUCUUGGUAUCAUGAUAUUAAGCACUACAUCGCAUAUCGGGAGUAUCCACCAGGGGCAUCGGAAAAUAGUAAGCGCACCAUUAGGAGGUUAGCCAUGAAGUUCUUUCUAAGUGGUGAAGUAUUAUACAAAAGAAAUUAUGAUAUGACUCUACUGCGAUGCGUUGAUGCUUUGGAAGCCAAAAUUUUUUUGGAAGAAAUUCAUGAAGGAGUGUGUGGGACGCAUGCGAAUGGACACAUGAUGGCGAGGCAAAUUUUACGUGCUGGUUAUUUUUGGUUGACCAUGGAGUCAGACUGCAUCAAAUAUGUGAGAAGAUGCCAUAAAUGUCAAAUAUACGCAGAUAAAGUGCAUGCUCCAGCCUCUCCAUUGCAUGUGUUGACGGCUCCAUGGCCUUUCUCCAUGUGGGGCUUGGAUGUAAUUGGACCCAUUGAGCGAAAGGCAUCAAAUGGCCAUCGAUUCAUUUUGGUAGCCAUAGAUUAUUUCACGAAAUGGGUAGAGGCUGCUUCCUACAAAAGUGUCACCAAGCAGGCCGUUGUCAAGUAUGGUUUACCUUAGCGUAUCAUUACCGAUAAUGGAAAAAACCUGAAUAAUAAAUUAAUGGAGGAGUUAUGCAAUCAGUUCAAGGUUAAACACUCUAAUUCCACUCCUUAUCGCCCUAAGAUGAAUGGGGCAGUGGAAGCAGCAAAUAAAAAUAUCAAAAGAAUUCUCGAAAAAAUGUCGGUCACUUAUAGAGAUUGGCAUGAAAUGCUACCUUUCGCAUUGCAUGGAUAUAGAAUAUCAGUCCGCACGUCAACAGGGUCAACCCCUUUUUCACUAGUGUAUGGUUUCGAAGCAGUUUUACCUGUUGAAGUUGAGGUGCCAUCCCUUAGGGUAAUCCAAGAGUUAAAACUAGAUGAAGCAAAGUGGGCUCAAGUAAGGUACGAGCAAUUGAAUUUCAUAGAAGAAAGGAGACUGACUGCAUUAUGUAGAGGACAGUUAUACUAAAAGAAAAUAGCACGAGCGUAUAAAAAAAAAGUUCGACAUCGCCAUUUCCAAGAAGGAAAUCUAGUGUUAAAAAGGAUCCUGCCUUUUCAAAAGGAUCAUAGAGGAAAAUGGACUCCUAAUUACGAGGGACCAUAUAUAGUAAAAAGGGUUUUCUCGGGAGGAGCUUUAAUUUUGACAAAUAUGGACGGAGAUGACUUGCCUAACCCAAUAAGUGCAGACUAUGUGAAGAAAUACUAUGCAUAA